AUGGUUGCAGCUACAGAGAUUUUUGAAGUGUUUCAUCUAGGAUUCCACACACAUUUCGCAUUAGUGAGGGCACAAGGUCUCUUUCCAAAACUGGAAAAUCUGGCAGCAUUUAAGCCCAUCUCCACAGAGCCACCCAACGCCACAUGUGGCUUCCCGCAAAGAAGUGUUUUUUGUCAAAGUGCAUUGGAUCAACAAAGCCUGCAGACUUGCAUUCAGCGGUUUUGUGUUCAAGAUUGCCCGUAUAGAUCCUACACUCCGGGCUACCAUCACCUUCUUGAAGGAGACCUUGGUCAUUGUAUCAGAAAGGAUGCAAAAGACUUACACCCAAAAUCCAGCAAAGAUUCAUACAGCCUCCUCUUUUAUGAUCACAAAGAUUGCUUUAUUAUCACAACAAUGGCAAAAGUGGGAAUUUCAUUGACGCUGACCGCAUGGCUGAAACCUGAGCAAGCCGGUGAAAUGUGUGUGAUAGAAAAGUCCGCUGAUGGGCAGAUUGUGUUCAAACUCACAAUCUCGGAGAGAGAAACCGUGUUUUAUUAUCGCACUGUAAAUGGUUUGCAGCCGCCUAUAAAAGUAAUGACACAAGGGAGAUUUUCUGUGAAGAGAUGGAUUCAUCUUAGUGUGCAGGUGCAUUACACCAGGAUAAGUUUCUUCAUUGAUGGACCAGAAGAAGAUUUUACAGCAUUUGACUCAAGAAUACUCACUGAUCCAGUUUAUGAUAAUGCUGAGAACAGUGAUAUACGACUUGGACAAAACAUGAAGGGCAUGGAGCAAUUUAUUGGGAGAAUUCAAGACUUUCGGUUGUAUUCCGUGGCUCUUACAAACAGAGAAAUCUCUAAUAUAUAUUCUGGAAAAUUUCCACUGAUGGCCAUUCAGCCAGAAUGCCGGUGUCCCAGCAGCCACCCUCGUUUGGAGCCCAUGUCUGGGAGGUAUUGUCUUCCAAAUGGAGUGGAUGACUCGAGCAAGGAUAAAGUUCUAAGGCUGAAUCCAGAUGCUCAUCCUGUUCCUUACAUGAAUGAUAAUGAUCUAAACACAACAUGGAUUUCUUCUCUACUAUCUUCAUCAGACAUUGACAAGGGCAUUACAAUCAUUGUGGAUUUAGACAAUGGACAAUAUCAGGUUUUUUACAUUACUUUGUGGUUUUAUAGCCCAUUGCCUAAAGCUUUAAGAAUACAGAGGAAGAACCACAGGAGCUCAGCGUGGGAAGAUUGGCAAUAUCUUGCGAGUGAUUGUGGGGACUUUACCAUGGAGAACAAUGGCUUCUUACAGUAUUCUGACUCUGUCAAUUGUCUGCAAAUUCCCAAGGAUACACCUUAUUCACGAGGAAACCUGACCCUGAGUCUUCUCACCCCGGAACCAAACCAUCGACCUGGCUACAAUGAUUUUCACAGCACCACUGAACUCCAAGAGUUUGUGAAAGCUUCUCUAGUGAGGAUUCAGCUGAUUGGUCAAUAUUAUACAACAGAGUCUACCGGCAGCAUCCGACAUCGGUACUAUGGAAUAGGUGAAAUCACCAUUAGCGGAAGGUGCAAUUGCCAUGGACAUGCUAAUGGUUGUGAUAUGAGUGUUUCACCAUACAAGUGCCUCUGUGAUGUCAACAGUUACACCGAUGGAAACAAUUGUGAUCGCUGCCUGCCUUUAUACAACGACAAACCGUUUCGUCAAGGUGACCAUGUGAAUGCAUUCAACUGCAGGCCAUGCCAAUGUUACAACCAUUCAUCCAGUUGUCAUUAUGAUGCUACUGUUGACCUUUACCCCCAUGACCACGAGUCCGGGGGAGGGGGAGUGUGUGAUAACUGCUUGCACAACACUACAGGAAGAAACUGCGAAGUCUGCAAGGAUGACUUUUUCCGGCAAUUUGAUGCCGACCCAGCUGCCACUGACGUUUGCCAGCCUUGCGACUGUAACAGGAAAGGCACUGUUAACAAAAGUCAUGACUGUGAAAAGGCUGGAGGCCAGUGCAUCUGCAAAGUGAAUAUCUGGGGUAGACAAUGUGACCAGUGCAAAGAUGGUUUCUAUAACCUGCAGGAAUCGAAUGCAGAUGGCUGUCAACCCUGCCGCUGCAACACAACUGGAACGCUCAAUGGAAGUAAUACCUGCCACCAUACUACGGGACAAUGCAGAUGCAAACCAAAUAUUAUUGGUCCUCUGUGUGAUCGCUGCAAACUGGGCUACAAACAAGAUGUAUUAGGCCGAGAGAGCUGUACACAAUGCAUGUGCGAUGCUUAUGGCUCCAUCAAUCAGUUCUGCAAUCCCACCAGCGGACAAUGUAAAUGCAGAGAGAAUGCCAGUGGACUCCGCUGUGACACCUGUAUUGACAACUAUUAUAGGUUGUCUGCUGGUGGUUGUAAACCCUGCGAGUGUCACACUGAAGGGAUUAUCCCUGGAACAGUUUGUGACGCUCUGACAGGCCAAUGUGUCUGCCAGCUCAAUGCCGGAGGAAGGCAGUGCAAUGAAUGCCUGCAUGGCUACUACAAAUCCACACAAAAUGGCUCCAUGUCUUGCCUGCCCUGCCAAUGUGAUGGAUCUGGCGCCAUAAACGGCUCACAGGCCUGUGAUAAGUUAACAGGACAGUGUUUGUGCAAGGCCUCCGUAACAGGGUCACGCUGCAGUGUUUGCAUAAGCCAUACCUUCAACCUAACAGCUGUGAAUCUACUGGGCUGUCAGGAUUGUGACUGUGACCCGUUUGGAAGUUUGCCGGUUUCAGUCUGUGACCCUAUUGAUGGGCAGUGCCAGUGCAUGCCAGAUUUUCAAGGCAGAAGAUGUAGCAGAUGUAAGCCAGGUCUUUAUUCCUCCGGUGAUUGGGGAACAGGCUGUGUGCCAUGCCUUUGCCACCCCAGAGGAUCAGUUAAUGCCAUCUGCAAUUAUAUCAGCGGUCAGUGCAAGUGCGGGGAUUCCUCAGUAUCUGGGGUAAAAUGUGACCAGUGCAGUGACUACUUCUAUGGAUUUUAUGAGGACACAGGAAGGUGUCAGCCAUGCUCAUGCAAUACUGCUGGGGCAGUUAAUGGUAGCUGCCACUCUAUAAGUGGUCAGUGUUUUUGCAAGCAGUUUGUAAGAGGCAUCACUUGUGAUGAAUGUAUAGAAGGUGCAAGCAACAUGGAUGUGAAUAACCCAUAUGGAUGCAGUGCAACUCCAUCUCAGCAGCCUCCUCCAAGAGGACAAAUCCUCAACAGCACCACAAUUAUCCUUACAUGGAAUCCACCAGAUUCCCCCAAUGGUGAUCACAUUCACUACGUGCUUUACAGAGAUGAUCUGGGGAUCUAUCACACUGCUGACUAUUAUCCAUAUAGUCCACAAAGCUACACAGAUGAACAUUUGUUGCCUUAUACCACAUACACAUACUAUGUUGAUGCCAGGAAUGUGCGCGGUGCUAUUCACAGUACCAAGGUUGUGUUUCGAACAAGAGCUGGAGCACCAUCGGGUUCAUCUGAAGUUACUGUUGCCUACCAAGGACUUGACACCAAAGUGACAAUUCAUAAUUUAACACCCUUCACCAGAUACAAUUUUUCAGUUCAAGCAUGUAACUCCGAGGGAUGUCUACAAAGUUCACUGCUGACACUGGUAACAGCUCAAGCACCACCUGUUGGUCAGACACCACCAGUUGUCAAUAAUGCAGGCUCAACAGAACUUUAUUUACAGUGGUCACCACCACUGCAACCGAAUGGAGUCAUCAUAAGGCAUGAACUAUACAUGAGGAGCAUACACCAGACCGUGGAGAGGCGUGUCUUCCAUGCCAGCGGGUGGCUGAACCCUCAGCCACUGCUGGAAUCUGAAAAUGAGAAUGCAUUACAGCCACCAGUUACCAAUGCCAUUAUCUCUAACCUGGAGCCAAAUACAGAAUAUGAGUUCUGUCUUGUGACCACCAACAUGGCUGGAAGUGUUGGUUCCAAGUGGGUAACAUUAAAAACCGAGGAAUCUGAGCCUAUUUUCAUGGCACCCCCCAUUGUGUUUCCUCUGUCAUCUCACUCUCUAAAUGUAUCAUGGGAAAGACCUUCCAAUGACGUAACCAGAGGAGAAGUAACCGGCUAUAUAAUCAACCUGUCCGGGAACCUGGUGGAUGCAAUAGAUAUAGGAAGAGGUUCAUCUGAGGUGAUCUAUGUUGCUGAGAGCAAUGAAUUUUUUUAUGAAGUCUCGGGACUGGAGCCUUAUGUGAAAUAUGUCUUCACUAUCACUCUGUGCAAUAAGGUGGGCUGUGUGACUAGUGACCCUGGAUUUGGGAAGACUUUGGCAGCAGCACCAGAAAAAUUACACACACCACUGGUGGAGGGGAUCAAUAGCACUUCCAUGAGGAUUGCUUGGUCUGCACCUGUAAAGCUUAAUGGGCCUUCACCAUUCUACCAGCUGGAGAGAAUAGAGCCAUCACUGACAAUAGACAGUAACAUGGACUAUGUCAAGGGCACUCACUUUCCGGGCCAUGGCUACUACAAAUUCCCAGCAUCCACCCUGCCUGCAAACACGUAUUUCACAGGUAUUAAAAUACAAUUCAGGACGAAGGAAUCAGACGGGUUGCUGGUGUGUGCUGUGUCAGCGGGAACUCAGGAAGAAUACAUUGUGCUCCAAAUAAGACGAGGGCGCCUUUACUUCCUUUUUGAUCCACAGACGUCUGCACAGUUUGAGCUCAAGUAUACACAUAGCAUUGCAAUGGAUCAUGGCAUCCCUAGUUUUGCCUCCUCAUCUGGGGCUGGUACAGUGAUUGGUGAUAACACUGGGGUAUACAUUGGAGGACUCCCAAAGCACUUUUCAGUAGAAAGAGAUGACACAGGUGACACUGAAAUUGUACGGAAGAGUUUUGUCGGCUGCCUUGGUGACAUAUACAUACAGAGACGUGACAUCUCUACAGAAGAAUGGGAUCUGCUGGACUGGGUUAUGGCAGAAGAAAGACACAAUGUCUACGAGAAGUGGGAAGGAUGUCCAGAGACUUCAGACGUUGGAGCACAUUUCCUGGGCUUUGGAUUCCUGGAACUUUAUCCUGAUGUAUUUCCUGGUGGUCCAAAUGUUGAAAUAUCUUUCAUGUUUAAAACUGACCAGCUGAGAGGACUGCUGCUUUUCAUGUCUGGCAAGGAUGGACUGGACUAUAUCCUGGCUGAAUUAAACAAUGGGAUUGUAACUUUACAGUGUAAAACAAAGAUGUCUCUGACCCGAGUGAACUUGUGGGUUGGACUCUCUUAUUGUGAUGGCCGAUGGAACACAGUCUAUUUAAAGAGAGAAGGUUCUGUGUUUUCGGUCCAGCUCAAUGCCUUGGUAGAGCGGGUCAUUGACUCUGCAGCAUCACAGAUAGAAGCCAUCUCAGCAGUCUAUGUCGGAGGAGUCCCAGAGACUGUGUGGAGCUCAUUUCCAGAACUUCAUACACAACAAGGUUUUGGUGGCUGCAUGAAAGAUAUCCGAUUUACACAAGGUGCCGUUGUUAACAUUGCAUCUGUGUCCAGCACCGCUGUCAGAGUCGAUCUGGAUGGCUGCCCAUCAACUGACAGCUCCGUUAACUGCAGAGGGAAUGACUCCAUCAUAGUCUAUAGAGGGGGAGAGGAAACAGCUCAUGAUCACAGCCUGCAACCCUUCAAAGAAUACUUGUACAGGGUGAUUGCAUCAAAUGAAGGAGGAUCCAGAGCUAGUGAUUGGAUUAGAGGUCGCUCUAAAGCUGCAUUUCCAGUGAAUGGGCAAACUCCCAUAAGAGUUCUCGGUGUAAGCGGACACGGCAUCGAGGUGACCUGGGACAGACCAGCUGGGAUCAGAGGAGUAACUGAGCGCUACAUUUUGGAAGCAAUUCCAGAGAACAAUUCUAAUACAUCUACAGUCAGUGCUCUGUUUCAUGAUACCAGCCACGUCAGUGGCACCCUGACAGGCUUGCUGCCCUUUACAAAGUACGCAGUAACAUUAUCCGCAUGCACUUUAGCUGGCUGCAGCGUGAUCUCCCAUGUUGUGAACGUCACCACUCGGGAAGAAGCUCCAGAAGAUGUUGAGGCACCUAUUGCAAUGUCCUCUCCUAGCUCAUUACUUGUGCAUUGGUUGCCCCCUAAACACCCGAACGGAGAAAUAAAAAAGUAUGUAUUAUACAUGGACGGAGCCCAGAUUUACAUAGGAGACAAGACCGAAUAUAAUGUUACAGGAUUGGGAACGUUUGCAGCUCAUCGCUUUGCGGUCGCUGCCUGCACACUUGUUGGUUGCACAAACAGUUCUGAAGUCACCUUGCUGACAGCUCAGCUACCACCGCAGCACGUGCCCCUUCCUGGGGUGACAGUUGUAGAUUCUACAAGUAUAUAUGUUAAGUGGAAGGAACCGGGUAUAAUCAAUGGAGUUCUUGAACGGUACUUGCUGUAUAUGACCAUAGAUGUGACCAACUCAAGUGCAUGGGAUCCUGUGUACAACAGCACUGAGCUAUUUCAGGAUUAUACCAUCCAAGGACUAAUUCCAGGGAUCACCUAUUUCAUCAGACUGUCUGCUUGCUCAGGAGGAGGGUGUACAUCAAGUGGUAUCACUGAGGCUUCUACAGAAGAGAGCGUACCUGACGGUAUUCAGUCUGUGACAAUCCAAUCACUCUCCCCCGAUUCCUUCAAUAUCACUUGGUCUGAGCCAAGGCACCCAAAUGGUGUAAUUACGUCUUACGGAUUAUACAUGGAUGGAAUCCUAAUGCAGAAUUCUUCACGUCUAAGUUAUUUUGUAGACGGCCUGACUCCCUGGAGUAAGCAUUCCUUUAGGCUUCGGGCUUGUACUGCAAAAGGCUGUGCCUUAGGUGAAAAGGUUGAAGCCCACACCCAAGAGACCAAGCCAGAGGGAACUAUUCUUCUUUAUUCAACCAUCAACAGCCCAAGAAGUGCUCUGGUGACAUGGGAAGGACCCGAAAAGCCCAAUGGCCACAUGACCUACGAUAUACAUUUUAGUGGCCUGUUCUAUGAAAUAGAAGGUAGUUACAAUCUACUGAACUUUCCGAGGAUAUUGCAUCAAAGUAAAGAAAAUAUCAAGUGGGUCGCCAUUGAUAACCUGGUUCCUUUUUCUAGCUACACUGCCUUUGUGAACGCUUCUAAUAGCCAAGGUCACGUGACCAGUGACCCUGUCAUCAUCACCAUGCCACCUGGAGCUCCAGAUGGCGUACUGCCUCCAAGGCUUUCAUCUGCCAAUCCGACCAGUCUUCAGGUUGUGUGGCCUACACCAGUUCGUAAUAACGCUCCUGGCUUGCCUAGCUAUCGGCUCCAGAUGAGAUCCACAAAUCCCACCAACAAAAUCACAGAUCUAUUUUCAGGCCCUAGUGCUUCCUUAACCUACACCAUUAAGGAUCUUCAGCCGUAUACAGCAUAUGAAUUAAGGAUUGUUGCCUUCAAUGUGUAUGGUGAAACUUACAGCAGAUGGGUCAAUAUGUCAACAGAACAAGACAAACCAGGACCUAUGAACCCGCCCAUUCUCUUCAGUUUGGAAUCAAGAACUGUAACAGUCACUUGGCCAAAGCCAUCACAACCUAAUGGAAUUAUAACCCAUUUUAACAUUUACCAAGACGGAAGUCUGCAGGCAGUGGUCCCUGGAAACAGUUCACGGCACAUAUUUCAAAAUGUAAUCCCAUACACAACCUAUCACUUUCAGCUGGAAGCAUGCACCUCUGCUGGGUGUUCACUGUCCCAAGAGUCACUGGGUGUGAUGACCCCACCAGAUGCACCAAGUGGAAUUUCACCACUCGAUCUCCAUUCCGAUACUCCGACCUCUGUAAUGAUCCGCUGGAGGCCACCUCUUCAUCCCAAUGGUUUAGUUGAAAACAUUAGGAUUGAGAGAAGACUAAAGGGUACAGAUCAUGUGUAUACCCUGGUAACAUUGAAUGGACAUCACCCCAUGCUCUACCUAGAUCAAACCAAUGGCAUUAACCCAUGGGAAACCUAUGAGUAUAGGAUUGGCAUGACCACUUUUAAUGGAGGAAGCAACAGCAGUGAAUGGGCUGAAGUUACAACAAGACCUGCUCGCCCCGUGGGUGUUCAACCACCAGAAGUAACUGUGUUUGGUCCAUAUACUGCAAAGAUCACAUGGAAAGUUCCAUUGUUACCAAAUGGAGAAAUAUUAAGCUAUGAAAUCCGCAUGCCAGAGCCUAAAGUUGUCAUUACUGAUACUGCGCUAUUAAGCUACACAAUGACAAAUCUUAUCCCGUACACCAACUACUCUGUAACAGUGGUGGCCUGCUCUGGAGGAGGGUCAUAUCUCGGGGGAUGUACUGAAAGUCAACCCACAUUGGUUACCACUCAGCCUGCACCACCAGAGGGUGUAGGCCCUCUCUCCGUGUUGCCUGUCAGUGAGACAUUCAUUGCUGUUUCCUGGCAGCCUCCUUCAAGGCCUAAUGGACCAGAUGUAAGAUUUGAACUCUUGAGACGCACAAUCCUGCAACCACUUGCAUCAAAUCCCCCUAAAGAUUUAAAUCUGUGGCAGAAUAUUUACUCAGGAACUCGGUGGUUCUAUGAAGAUAAGGGUCUUAGCAGGUAUACGUCCUAUGAAUACAGACUUAUUGUACAUAACGUAGUAGGGUAUGCAUUCAGUUCUGAUGUAAUUGGGAUGACCCUUCCUGGCCCUCCUAUAAGAGGAAAUCAUUUUACUGCUCAUGCUAUUAACCACACUGCCAUAGAAGCAUCGUGGACCAAACCCACUGUACAGGAUUUGCAAGGUGAUGUUGAUCAUUACUCCCUGAUAUUAACCUCGUCCAGAUAUAACAAGACGCUGACGUUCCCAGCAGAUGUGAAGAGCACCGUAAUUGGUGGCCUGUACCCACACACCAAGAAUCAGCUCUAUCUUGAAGUCUCCAACGGACCCCAUAGCAUAAGCAGCGGCUGGGUGCACGUGACCACCCCGGAUGGAGUGCCUGAAGGCAUGCUCCCUCCAGAGGUUGUGGCAAUCAACGGUACAGCUGUACGUAUCAUCUGGACACCCCCUUUAAAUCCAAAUGGCGUUGUCACAGAAUAUUCCAUCUAUGUGAAUGAUAAAGGCUACAGGACGGAAAGGAAUACACCCCAUCCUUUCAUAGUGGACGACCUGGCUCCAUAUAUCGUGUACAACAUACAGGUUGAAGUUUGCACACUAUAUGCCUGUAUGAAGAGCGAUGCUACCCAAGUUGCUACUAUAGAGAAAAAACCAAGCCAAAUUCCAUCACCAGACAUAAAACUCAUCAGCUCCAGGGGAUCUGUGGGUUCGUUAGAGUUCCGGGAGUCCUCGCUCCGUUGUGAUGAUGCCGGCGCCAUCUUGUUGGCUGCCCGACCCAGGGCCUCGUGUAGCGUGGUCUGGCUCAACUUGCCACCCCGACUCCUAGUGCAGGACAUGGUGGUAUCUGUCGGUCGGUGGGCGCAUGAUACCCGGGACGAGCGUGCCAGGAUCGCACAGUCCUGCACAAUGCAGGCAGCGAUUGCCGCACUGCCCCAUGGAUUUCAAUGGGGUAACAUCCACGCGGAAAUCGCAGAAAAAAGGUACAAGUACCUUUUUUUGCGUUACACGAUGCACAGCUGGUUUAAAGCCGUGACCGUGACCAUGUUCGGAAGCAUGGGAGGAAUCGCGGCGGGAAACCGCACGCUGCAACUGGCCGACUUGUUUCUAAACAAACCUCACGUGUUCACCAAGAUUGAUUAUCACAUGAUCAGGAACCGCACUGAUUUGUUCCUGAUUGUUAACACUAUCGCUGGCAGUAUAGCCUUAGAAUCAGUAGAGAUCAGUUGGGCUCCACCGGAGAAUCCUAAUGGUAUUAUUCUUGGAUAUGAACUUAGAAGAAGAACCUUGUAUCCAUAUACCGUAGGGUGCAGCCUAACAAUGGAUGGAAAUGGCCAAUCAUGCAAGGCUAUGAAGUGCAAGAAAGGUGAAGAGAUCUGUGGAGGAGCAUGCUACAAACCUCACCUACAGGUGUGCUGCAGUGGAGUUUUGCAUAGCAGAAGAGAUGGAUAUCACUGCUGUGAAGGCAAUUACAUUGCAUUUGCUGGCAAUUCCUCUUGGAUUUGUUGUGCUGCUCAGGUACAUGCAGUUCAGCCGGGCCACCAAUGCUGCGGAAGAUACUACGUCAAGGUACAGAAAGGUGAGGUCUGCUGCUAUGAUGGAAUUCACAAUGAAGUGUCUAUGGGUGAAGGAGAUUCUUGCUGUGGUGAAUAUCCAUAUUUAUCUGGAUACCAGAUGUGCUGUGGAGAGGUUCUCUAUGAUGGUUACAACCAGCAGUGCUGUGGUGGCAAAACUGUGCCCCAAAACUCCAUCUGCUGUGGUGAUGAGAAGUCAGGAGCAAUCUACAGGCAAUCCAGAGGUCUGUCCUGCUGUGGCACCGACUACGUGAACAUGUCAGAGACGAUUUGCUGUGCAGCGUCUAAUGGACAAUUUAAGGCACAUCUAAAGUCAAAUAAUGGGACACCAUUAAAAUGCUGUGAAAUGGAGCUGAUUACUGAAGGGGAGGAAUGCUGUAGUGGAAUUGGAUAUAAUCCACUGACUCAUGUUUGUUCUGGCAAGCCAUCGACAGAAGACUUCACCAAGAGUGGAUUCCUGAGCCCAGAUCCUGGUAAUGGUGUCUAUAGACUGGAUGAGUUAGUGUUUGAUAAAGGGGAAAUGUGCCCUAUGAAUACUCUGUGUCCUGCAUCGUUAGCUUCUACUGCACAUUGUGGAGAGUGCAGCUUUAACUCCUCCACCCACUCCUGUUUCUGGGUAGAAGGGAGCAAAUUUAAUAAGGACAGCCUGCUGGAUGGAAACUCAGUUUGCCGAACAGAUGAAGACAUUAUCUACACGGGGGAAGCACGCACGUAUUUGUUUGUUGACACCAGCUUACAGCCUUUCUCCACUUAUGAAUAUCGAGUAUUGAGCUGGAACAGCUUUGGUCAAGGCUUUAGCAAUGCUAGCCAAGUGACUACCAAUCAGGACAUACCUCGGGGAAUACGUCCACCAAAAUGGACCUUAGUGGUCAAACGUGAAGACUUGAUUUCUCUGAUGUGGGAGGAACCCACCGAAUUAAACGGAAUUGUUCAUUAUGUACUCCUGCGGGAUGGAAGAGAGCGCUAUAGAGGGACAGGACACAGCUUUCAAGAUCGUGGAGGGAUACACCCCUUUGUAGAGUAUAUGUACCAGAUUCGAGCCUGCACUAUUGCUGGGUGUCUAGACAGUGCUAAGGCGAUUGCAGCUACAAAACAAGGAGUUCCUGAAAAUGGCCUGCCACCUAUUGUCACCACCGUGAACUCCACAGCGCUACACGUCAGCUGGGCGGAGCCAAGAAAACCAAAUGGUGAGAUUAGAGAGUACCAGUUACACCAAGUGGGCAGAGGUCUCAUCCAUGUCAGCGUCUCAGGGAGGAAACAAUAUACAGUAACAGGGCUUGAACCAUAUACAAAAUACUUCUUCUUCCUUGUCAUCUGUACCUCAUUUGGAUGUAGUAACAGUGAGGUGUCUGCAGGUCACACGUCACAAGCCGCUCCUCAAGGAGUGUGGUUGAAUCCCUACCACAUCACAAUCAAUUCAUCAGCCCUGGAACUAUAUUGGAGGGAACCGGAGAGGCCCAAUGGGAUGGUUUCUCAGUAUAGACUAAUACGGGAUGGUACAGUCAUUUCCACAAGAAGUGGGGAAUAUCUGAAUUUCACCGAUUCUGGCCUGAAGCCCAACAGCAGGUUCACAUACCAGCUGGAGGCCAGAACAGAAGCAGGAGGCUCCAUCAGUGAUAUCUAUGUUGUAGACACCCCCAUGCACACCCCGGAACAAAUUCCUAUCCCACACAAUAUCACUGUGCUCAGGCCGCAAUCAAUCCUUGUGACGUGGGAUCUUCCAGGUGUUUACAAUUCCAGCAUUCCUUUGGAGUUUAACAUUUUGCUGAGUACCGGAGGAGCCGCUGGUCAGCAUAACCCCGCCGGAGAGAAGCACUUUCUCAUUUUAGAGGACCUUAUCCCGGGAAUGUCACUUUCCAUCCGACUGCAAGCUUGUCAGAAUGGUAGUUGCGGUGUUAGUCAACCAGCACUUGUAGCAACUAUGGAGGCAGAGCCAGAGGGUCUCAAUCCCCCCAUGUUGGUUUCAGAUGGAGAAAAAGCUGUGAAGAUUUCAUGGACAAUGCCUAUGAAACCUAAUGGAAUUAUAAUUGGAUACACCAUCCACAGACGUCUCACUAGUCAUCCAGAAAAUAUCACAUUGCUCACAUGGCUUGGAGGAGACUUGGAGUAUACAGAUAUUUCUGAUGAACUCCAACCGUACACAACAUAUGAAUACUGCAUCACAGCACAGAAUAGUGUGGGUUCUGUAGAAAGCCCUUGGUCUUCAAUUCGGACAAUGGAAGCUGCUCCUGAAGACAUUCAACCGCCCACUGCAAAAGCCACAGGUGCUUAUUCCUUCUUUCUAAGUUGGGCGGCUCCAUCAACACCCCAUGGUAUUAUAAAGAAGUAUGUAAUCAUUUAUGGUCUGGGAACAAGUGAUCCAGCUUUCAUUAACUUCACCAAAGCAUGGCUGACUGUACCGGGAACAACAAAUGAAGCUAAAGUGUUCGGUCUGUUUCCUUUUACUACGUAUCACAUAUGUAUUGAGGCCGCCAACAGCGCCGGUAGUGUGUCCAGUGGCUGGAUCUCUGUACAGACCUGGGAAGCUGCGCCAAGUGGACUAAGUAACUUCACCGUAGACAACAGAGAAAGUGGUCGGGCAUUGCUGCUACAGUGGUCAGCACCUGAGAGAACCAACGGCAUACUGCUGAUGUACAACAUCUACAGUGAUGAUAACCUGGAAUACAGUGGCCUGGCUCGGCAGUUUUUAUUUCGUCGUCUUGAACCUUACACAGUCUAUAAUUUGGUACUUGAGGCUUGCACGUCCGCAGGCUACACCCAAACAUUUCCCCAACGUAUCCAAACUGAUGAGGCUUCUCCAUCCUCUCAGCUUCCCCCUCAUGUCCAAUCCUUGAAUGCCACCCACAUCACUCUCUCUUGGUUUUCUCCGUCCCAACCAAAUGGACAAAUGACUCGCUACGAAGUGAUCAAAAGGUGCACUCAAGAAAAUUCACCAGGCAACAAGAAAAGAACGAACGAAAAUUUUGUUUUUAGAGAAACAAACACAGAACAGAAGGUAUUUACAUUUACAGACGUUGGUCUACACCCAUGGACACAUUAUGAAUAUAAGAUCCGUGGGUGGAACUCUGUUGGGUACACAGAUAGUCCAUGGAUGGUGGCUCAGACGAGUCAAGCAGCUCCAGGUCAUCUUAUUCCCCCAAAGGUAUUUCACAGUGAUAUUCCCAAUCAAAUCAUUAUCCAGUGGACUAAACCGAGGGAUGAAAAUGGCAAUGUUCUUUAUUUCAGAUUGCAAAAAAACAAUGUUAUAUUACCUUACAGCUUUGAUUCUGCAACAUUUAAUUAUACAGAUGAAGAUGUGUUGCCUUAUACUGAGUACACAUAUUCCAUAAUAGCCUGUACAAUAGCUGGCUGCACCACCAGUGACCUUACUCCUAUAAAAACUGUAGAAGGGCCACCAUCAUUUUUAAAACUACCAAUCGUUGAACCUCUCAGUUCCACUGAGGUUAAUGUGUUUUGGGAUCCACCAUCCAUGCCAAAUGGAGAAAUUACAAAAUACAUCAUUCAAAUAGAUAAGGACACAUACUUUGCUGGGAAGAGAUUGUCCAUGAAUGUGUCCAGCCUAUUACCCUUUACAUUAUAUAACAUCAGCUUGGUGGCCUGCACCAGCGGUGGCUGCACAACUAGCUCCCGGACUCACUUCCGAACAAUGGAAGCUCAACCUUCACACAUCAAGCCUCCAAUUUUUACAGUCACAAGCGCCCAGUCAAUUAAAAUAUCAUGGCAAGGCCCAGACAAGCCCAAUGGUGAAAUCAGAAACUAUGAAGUACGUAGAAAUGGUCAGCUGAUUUAUGCCGGCUUGGAUACUCACUAUCAUGACUUUGGCCUUCAACCAGGGACGGAAUACACAUAUGUCAUCCAAGCAACUAACAGCAAAGGGAGUUGCUUAAGUAGUCCUGCUAGAAUUAGAACUCAUCCAUCUUCACCUUCGGGGAUGGAGCCACCUCAGCUGCAAGCUGUAAGUGCUCAUGAGAUUCUGGCCACUUGGCAAGCCCCUUUGAAGACCAAUGGGGAGAUACUCAACUAUGCUCUCUAUGUUCAUCACCCAGCUGAAAUGAAGGUCUCACAGUACCAUUUUAAUGGUUCAUAUGUCUCUCGGACUGAUCAUUCUUUUGUAAUAAAGGAUCUCAACCCAUAUACUCACCAUGCUCCUUCUUUGGCUUGGAAUGGACCACUGUAUUCAAAUGGGAAAAUCCUCACCUAUGAAGUUUAUCGCCGAACAUUGAAUGAAGAGGUGACUCCCCCAGAACUGGCCUACAACGGUUCUUUCUUGUCCUUUCAGGACGUAACAUUGUUGCCUUUCACAGAAUAUGAGUACAAGGUGUGGGCAGUAAAUUCUGCAGGAAGAACCUCUAGCCCCUGGACCCGCUGCAGAACAAGCCCAGCCGCCCCAGAAGGGUUAACUACCCCUAUAUUCCAUGCAGUGUCCGCUACAUCAGCUGUGGCUAAUAUAACACCUCCGACCAAAGCCAAUGGUAUAGUGACCUUGUACCGGCUGUUCUCCAGGAAUGACAAAGGGAUGGACAUUAUGCUUUCUGAAGGAACAUCCAAUGUACAAGUGAUAUAUGGCCUGAAACCCUUCAGUAACUACUCAGUCGGCAUUGAGGCCUGCACCUGUCUGCCUUGUUGUAGCAAAGGGCCCGUAGCUCAACUUACCACUCAUCCAGCUCCACCCUCUCACCAGGGUCCUCCACUUAUAACACUCAAAGCUUCAAGGGCAGUGUCACUGCGGUGGAGCCAGCCGCGGUCACCAAAUGGCAUUAUUCAACAGUAUGAAGUCCACCUUCAAACUAUCUGUCCUCCAACCAUUGGUAUGGUUGAAAAGAUGUGUUCCCAAGGCCCAGUGGAGGUUGUAUACUCUGGAAUGGAAGAAGCCUGCAAUGUUACACACCUUCAGCCCUUCACCACCUACAGUUUUCGUGUUGCCUGCUACAACUCAGAAGGAAGUGCCACCUCCGAAUGGAUCAACUGCACAACCUUAAAAGAAAAGCCAGAAUACAAAGCUGUUUUUUAUGUUUUAAGUAAUAUAACAGCAAUAUUUGUGGACUGGCGGCUCAGUUUUCACCUUCACGGACAGUUGAAAGAAUUUGUCCUAACGGAAAGAGGAGAGCGCCUAUACAGUGGAUUAGACACCAGCGUCCACAUUCCGAAGAUCUCAGACAAAACUUUUUACUUUCAAGUGAGAUGCACAACAGACAUGGGAAGUGUGAGCACACCGAUUGUAAAAUAUAACUCUGCCACCGGACUGGCCCCCGCGCACUCGAUUCCCAGCACAAAGAAUGGGACAGAGGUGAGAGGAAAGGCUGUCUAUACCGAGCUGUGGUUUAUAAUCCUGAUGGCCUUGCUGGGUUUAUUGCUGUUGGCCGUUUUUCUGUCCCUGGUGCUGCAGAUGAAGCUGACCAAACAUCCCUUCCCAAGGGAGCGCCCUCCGCUAGUUCCGCUCCAACAGAGAAUGUCACCAUCAAAGUACUCUGAAAAUGAAACCUACACGAAACGGUCAGAUAGUCAGCAACCUGCUCUGCCCUCUUCAGUAAUUCAAGCCUGCAACCCAGUUGGUCCUGCUGAAAAUGUACUAGAAAAGGGAAUAUCCGACAUAAAGAUUUCUGGAAUGGAGGCUCACACCAGUCGUAACACCAUGGUGGUCAGAAAAACAAGCCAAGGCCAGAUCAGCCAUAGCUUCUCCCAGAACUCCCUGCACCGCAGUGCCAGCCAACUGAUCUCUUCCCAGGAUAAGAAGUCCAUUCUGGAAGGCUCUAUAUGGGAUAGCGUUAUUCAAGGACAUGAUAGCGGGAUGUAUGUAGAUGAUGAAGAUCUCAUCAGUACCAUAAAAAGCUUCAGUACAGUAGCCAAGCAACAAACAGCCUUCACUGAUACACCUUUGUAA
Molecule: messenger RNA, 15891 nt
Organism: Nanorana parkeri
Lineage: Eukaryota; Metazoa; Chordata; Amphibia; Anura; Dicroglossidae
Gene: USH2A
Product: usherin
Exons: 79
Coding region: 1-15891 (5296 amino acids)
Molecular function (GO): protein binding
Source: RefSeq, a predicted model, not a curated record